Messenger RNA from Drosophila ficusphila, 2288 nucleotides. Its product is annotated as zinc finger and SCAN domain-containing protein 21. The record is from RefSeq and is a predicted model, not a curated record. Bases 218 to 1930 code for a protein of 570 amino acids. Gene Ontology annotation, molecular function: RNA polymerase II cis-regulatory region sequence-specific DNA binding; zinc ion binding; DNA-binding transcription factor activity. Lineage: Eukaryota; Metazoa; Arthropoda; Insecta; Diptera; Drosophilidae. Gene Ontology annotation, cellular component: nucleus. Gene Ontology annotation, biological process: regulation of transcription by RNA polymerase II. The transcript has 5 exons.
UUUUUUGCAUACAUUUCGCAGUUUGCCGCUAAAGGAUGAAGUGCGCAGUUCACGUCUACGGCUAAAGUUCCGUGUGCAAGCCUGUAGGAAAACAUCGCAGUGAAAACAAAGGCGUUAUCUCCACUUAUUCUGUUUCCCGCGAAACUUCUCAUUGAUAAAAAAUUCGCAGCCCUGCUGAAUCUGGAUAAUAUCGGUGUUUGUUUGGAACUUUUCGAAGAUGAGAAUAUCCAGACCGGUCGGUGAUUCAAAAUGGGGGAAUCUGCCAAUCGCAGAGAAAUAUCAUGUGAACCGGUUGCAAAAAGCUGAAUCCACGAGGCAAAACAACAACAAACUAGGAGGGCUCCUUUUCGCGGAAACAGAGGACAGAAACGCUACGCCCACAAAUAUCUCAACUGCCACUCCCACUUCAGAUAGUGCAUUUUUUGAAAGCUAUUCCGAAGCGGACAGUACUGAAACCCAUGACUAUGAACCCAUCCCAGGAACCAAGUGUCGUACUUGUUUUCGAAGCUUAUCGCUGGAUGGCAAUGUCAAGGACCUGUAUGCCAAGGACAACGUUGAUCUUCUCUACCGCAUUAAGCUAACGACCGGUGUGAGGAUACAAUCAGGAAUUAAGGGAGUACCUCAUCACAUAUGUGCAACUUGUCAAAACACACUGAAGACAGCUAUUGAAUUCCGUGAAAAAUGCAUAAGGAUUGACCAAAAUCUUAGCCAAAUUAACUAUAAAUGUGGUUUUCAAAAUGAUGAUGAUGAAAUCGAAGCGGAGCUUGAGAAUGUCCUCUACGAACAAUCCGCUCAGCAGACAACCGAUGUCGCAGGCAUGGGAUUCUUAGACCCAGACCUUUGGUCGAGUAGUGAGAAUGGCCUAGAAGAAGACGAAUUCCCUCCAGAUUUAGAGUCAAAUUUAUCCCUAACAGAAGAGGAUUUCUCCCUGGAUGGAGAGCCAUACUUGCCUCCGAAUGAUACAAAGGAGAAAGAAAAGAAAUCCAGACAGCCAAAACAUGCAUGCAAUGAGAUUGUAAGCAUUACAAAAUGUGAAACCAAAGAAGAUAUUCGGAAAGUUAAUGACGGAGCUCAGAUCUACAAGGUUGUGCUAGCUGAAUGCAAUCGCAAAGAUAACAAUAAGCCAUCCAAACCAAAGGAAAAACCACCAAAAGCCCGCAAACCCAAAUUAAGUGUGGAGGAAAAAAAUCGUAGGCAUCGCGAAUGGGCUCGAGAGAAGCCUUUAAAUCAUAUCUGCCAAAAGUGUGGCCACUCUUUUCGGCAUCCCGGCCAGCUGCAGAUGCACAUGCUCCGUCACGAUAGGGCCAAGAACUUCGAGUGUCCGGAGUGCCCGAAAAGGUUCUACGACGCCUAUACGCGAAACAUGCACAUACGAGUGCUGCACAAGGGAGAGAAUCCCUUUCCUUGCAAUCACUGCAAUAUGUCGUUUUCAAGCGGGAGUAGUCGUCACAAGCACGAAGUAAAAGUCCAUGGGGCAGGUCCUCGAAUUCUCACACGCCAGAAAACAAAGGACGAACACGACGGUCGAUAUUUUUGCAGCAAGUGCUCAAAAAGUUUUACCACAAAAAACUCCUUAAAUUACCAUAUGAACUCCCACAACGGAACGAAGCCCUUCAAGUGCAAGGUUUGUGGGCGAGGAUUUACGGAUCCAAAUGCAUUGAGACGGCAUCAAGGGCUGCACGACAAGUUUCCUUACCACUGUGAUAUCUGCUCCAAGGGGUUCUUGCUACGCUGCAAACUUACGGAGCACCAGCUAGUGCACACUGCUGAACGUCCUCAUUGGUGUGAGUUCUGCGAUGUUCACUAUCGCCAGAAGUAUAAUCUAAACAAACACUAUAAUAGCAACAUGCACAAGAACAAUGUGCUAAAGGCUCAGGAAGAGGAAUACAAUGGACUGAAGCAAACGCUUACAGAUUUUUUAAACUUCUGAAUCUUAAGCUCCAAAGAUAUCCACAUAUGAACUAAUGAAUCUCAAUCAACAAAACUGUUAACUAUGAUUAAGCUAAUUGCACUGAAAGUACGUGCCAUAUCUCAGGAAGACCAGACCAGAAUUCUUUUUAUAAUAAAUUUGUUAUACACAUAUACUUGCGGAUUAGAUGAAUAAUGUAAGUCAACAGCCCAUGGAUAAUGUGCAAAAGACUCAAGGAGAGCAAAGAUUUUAUUUACCUAUUAAAAUCAGGAUUAUCAUGCAUUUAAAUAAAAUAAGUCUAAGCUGAAAGGAAGACUUGACAGUUUAUGUAUGUACUUGAAAUUUAUACUUUUUUCUAAAAUAAAGCAUAUCGAAUUAA